Molecule: messenger RNA, 483 nt
Organism: Microthlaspi erraticum
Lineage: Eukaryota; Viridiplantae; Streptophyta; Magnoliopsida; Brassicales; Brassicaceae
Source: the annotation of a GenBank genome assembly
AUGCCGGAGAAGGAGAAGGAAAAAGAUCCACAACAAGAGAUUAAAGAAGAGACUAAUCUGUUGCUUGAUGAUUCUCAUCCCUACAGUGAAUUGAGGCUGCGGAAACAGAAUCAGCUCGAGGUUCGAUCUAUUCUCAAGACUACUCUCUUGCUCGAUGAUUCUCACCCCUAUAGUGAAUUGAGGCUGCGGAAAGUGACAGAGACGGUGCGGGAGAUGGAGAUCCAUCUGUAUAAGUGUGGAAAAGGUCUUAUCGAUGCGUUCAAGUCGAAUCUUGGUGGUUGGGAGCAGGAUCAGCUCGAGGAACUGUUGAGACGUCAUGAGAUGUCAUGGAGAAGGCUCGUGGGUAAGAGAAACCUAGGGUUCCAAUGUCUUGAUGCUCACGCAAGAGGUUGUGUGAAGCAUAAUGAAGAAGACAUUACUCUUAAAGAGACAGAGUCUACAAGUUCAAGGAAGCAACUUAGAGUUAGACCGAAACUCAAUUAA